UUGACGGCUGUCGAGGCAUAGACAAACAAAUAGUCUUUCUGCUGACCGAUUGCGAACAUGGCGGUCGGUAAAAAUAAAGGCCUGUCGAAAGGCGGUAAAAAGGGUGUUAAAAAGAAGAUUGUGGAUCCUUUCACUCGCAAGGACUGGUACGAUGUUAAGGCACCGUCUAUGUUCACCAAGAGACAAGUGGGCACCACCCUUGUCAACCGUACCCAGGGUACCAAGAUCGCGUCCGAAGGUCUGAAGGGACGUGUGUUCGAGGUGUCCCUCGCUGAUCUGCAGGCCGAUACUGAUGCGGAAAGGUCUUUCCGCAAGUUCCGUCUGAUCGCCGAGGAUGUGCAGGGCCGUAAUGUUCUGUGCAACUUCCACGGCAUGGACCUCACCACUGACAAGCUCAGAUGGAUGGUCAAGAAAUGGCAGACGCUGGUGGAGGCCAACAUCGACGUGAAGACCACGGACGGUUACCUGCUCCGUGUGUUCUGCAUCGGCUUCACCAACAAGGAUUCCUUGAGCCAGAGGAAGACCUGCUAUGCUCAGCAUACUCAGGUCCGUGCUAUCAGGAAGAAGAUGUGCGAGAUCAUCACCCGUGACGUGACCAGCUCGGAACUCAAGGAGGUGGUCAACAAGCUGAUCCCCGACUCCAUCGCCAAGGACAUCGAGAAGGCAUGCCACGGCAUCUACCCGCUGCGCGAUGUCUGCAUCAGAAAGGUGAAGGUCCUGAAACGGCCGAGGUUCGAGAUCUCUAAGCUGAUGGAACUGCACGGAGAGGGCGGCGGCGGUGGCAAGCGUGAACCUGGUGACAAGUCCGAGAGGCCAGAGGGAUACGAGCCUCCGGUUCAAGAGAGCGUCUAAAUAAAUGUUGUUUUAAGGAGA
Pectinophora gossypiella (pink bollworm) is the source of this 873-nucleotide messenger RNA. It is a transcript of the gene RpS3A, whose product is annotated as 40S ribosomal protein S3a. Bases 58 to 852 code for a protein of 264 amino acids. Gene Ontology annotation, cellular component: ribosome; cytosol. The transcript has 7 exons. Gene Ontology annotation, biological process: translation. Lineage: Eukaryota; Metazoa; Arthropoda; Insecta; Lepidoptera; Gelechiidae. The record is from RefSeq and is a predicted model, not a curated record. Gene Ontology annotation, molecular function: structural constituent of ribosome.